This is a messenger RNA of Mus musculus (house mouse), 11973 nucleotides long. It is a transcript of the gene Thrb, whose product is annotated as thyroid hormone receptor beta. NCBI's taxonomy places the organism in Eukaryota, Metazoa, Chordata, Mammalia, Rodentia, Muridae. The coding region runs from base 4157 to 5542 and encodes 461 amino acids. Gene Ontology annotation, molecular function: sequence-specific double-stranded DNA binding; chromatin DNA binding; DNA-binding transcription factor activity, RNA polymerase II-specific. The record is from RefSeq and is a predicted model, not a curated record. Gene Ontology annotation, cellular component: nuclear body; nucleus; RNA polymerase II transcription regulator complex. The transcript is spliced from 9 exons. Gene Ontology annotation, biological process: type I pneumocyte differentiation; regulation of heart contraction; positive regulation of transcription by RNA polymerase II.
UUUUCUUUUUUUCUUUUUUUUCUUUCUUAAACUGAAGGGAAUGUAAAAAAAAAAAAAAAAUCUUGGAGAGGAUUUAGGGGAAGCAGUAAUGCCCCAUUAGCAAUGAGCAGAUGAUUUACACACCACACACACACACACACACACACACACACACACACACACACACACACACAGAGGCAGCCUCUCACAAGUCUUAGUCCAGUGAGCAGGAGGCAAAGCCUCUCCAGUGUCAGUGAAUACCCAGAGUUACCUGGACUUCUACUGCGUGUAAUGGUUAGUAUGUCUGACAACUAGGUUCUGUAAUGUUUUAGAAUCUUUGUCACAGCCUGCACAUGUGACAGGAGCUCAGGAAGCUAUUGAAUGAUAACUAAACCUUGUUUGCUCUCAAGAUGGCCUCUUGAGAGUGUGGCCAGAACAUCCAACAUGGUUUCUUACUUCCUGUGCCCCAGUAUCAAGUAUCAUGGGCCCACCUAGCAGAAUAAAUCUUCCAGGUUAAAUUACGGACUCUUAAGCUCACAGAGUGACACAUCAAUAAAGAAGACAUUAGUCACUCCUUGUACUUUUCAUUGUGGUGGCCACAAUUCCCAAACUCUAAACCCAGGUUCUCUCCAGGAUGCCAGAUAACCACAGCCACAGCCAUGGCUGUUCGGUAUGAACUGCGGUUCUUAGGCUGUGUGUAUUGGAUUACUACACAGAACAUUUAAGUAUUUAUUCUGGUCUGGGGUCAUGGUGGAAAAAAUAUAUUGAGGCACUGAAUGCCAUGCACUGAGGCAUGAGGGCCUCUUGAUGGUAUCACCAUCCCCAGGUCAUUUCUACACAGGCUUUACAGUAGGACCAGAAAAAUCAAACCAGCACUUACUAAACUUGAACAUCCAGGGAAAAAAGUAACAGAAAAUUAUGUCUCCAAGUACCUUCCAAAAGCUUCUUUCCCUUCUAAGCUACCUCCCCAUCCUCAUCCCAGCUCCACCCAUCCCAGCCCCACCCAUCCCAGAUCCACACAUCUGCAGCUUCCCCUUUUAAUCCUUAAACAACUCUCUCAGUGUUAAAAUAAUAACCUAAUUCCCAUUUAGAAUUCCAGGUUUGUUUGUUUGUUUUUUCCAUGAUUUAACCCAGUAGACUAACAAAAAUUUGAACCUAAUAAUUACUUUGACACAUUACUGAAAAUUAUCCAGAUAACAGGUUGUUGAAAGUCAACAGGCAAUGAGACAUAAGACCUUGUCGAGAGCCAAUGAAUUUGCUAGUAAGUGAAUGACUAAAUCGCCAAGCACUAUCAAACAUGGGUCCAGUAGAAGGGCCAGAGACUAUAGAUUUCAGAUAUAUUUUUUGAAGAUGUUAUACUAGGGAUUGAACCCAGGGCUUUCUGCAUACUACAGCUGCUCUUCAAAUGAUAUCAUAACUAGCUUUUGUUUCUGUUUUUGUUUGGAGGGGGUGGGGAGUCAGGAGGGGAUGGAGUCUCACUAUGGGGUAGAAGCCAGACUGGAAUUCAGGAUUUCUCUGCCUUGGCCCCAAGCAUGUUGGGAUUAUAGGCAAGUGUAGCCAUAGCCAUGCUGUCUGAAGUCUUCCCACAGGAAUAUUGCAAGUCAGUCCUGCCUCAGUUUACCUUUUACAUUUAAGAAAUAGAUAACAACUGUAUUCAUAGGAUAAAUUUUUCAUCUUCAGGGAAUUUUCAGAGCAAGGCUGCUUCCCCCUUAAGAAGAUGUUAUUUUUAUCUCUCAGUUUAAAACCUACAGGUGCUCCCAGUGGCUUCUGGCAUAGCAGAGCCUGCAUUCAGAUCUGCAAAUACCAUAUCCAUGAUAUAAGAACAAAUAUGGAUUGAUUUCUUUGCUGGAGAUUAUAAUUCUCUCAGGUACUUCAGUCUAUUCUUCCAAAGCACUCUAGAGGUGGGGACAGGAGUGGAGCUGUUUGUAGCUACUUAUUUCACCAUCAAACACCUUUAGAAAUCAAUGAUAAAGCACAAAACUCUGUGCAAGCCCUUUGUUUUCCAUUCCUGUUUGAUAUUUUUCACACUUGUGCCUCCUUGAGUCACCUAACCACAAUUACACAAUUACACAAUUACAGGCUUCUGACAGAGCUGCGUGGUACUUUCAUUCCUCUGGAGUUAUUGAAUUCCAACAUGAUGAAUGUGCUUCCAGACCACCACCCACUACCCCCACCCCACCCCCACACUGGUGUCCUGUGCAUUUGCUAUUUACUAAAGUUCUCCUUGGCUUGGCAGGGGGACAGUUCCCUACUGACCACCUGGUGGCAGUAAAAGAAGUUUGAGGAUCCUACAACUCACUGGUGGCCUACACAGUCCUUGUCCUUGAGAGUCACUAUCUAGCCCACCUCUCUGCUCCCUAAGGAGCCUGAUGAGUGUCCAUGUAGAGAAAGGUCUGUGAGAAGAGGAGGCACUGUGAGUGCUGUGCGUGACAAGCGUGUGCCCCCCUAAUCAGCCUCAGAAACUUGAACUGGUCCCUGAUUUCUCUAUCCCUGUGUUAUUUGACUAAGUGUCCCAUGUUUCAAUCUGUGCAAUGGUGCAUUUCAUGCAGCAGAUGGUCUUAUAAUGACUGUCUUCUUUGUUUGCUUAGAUUGUUUAAAAGCCUACUCUGACCCCAAGAGUUUCACUUCUACACUGUUGACCUAGUUCUCAAGGCAGAAAUAGAAAUUUUAUCAGACUGUACCCAAGCCCUCCACCAUGUAAUGGGAGCAACUGCCACAGGCUUCAGGACACUUAACACAGUAACUGGUGAAACAGACCUUAUCCCAUCAUAGAAAUGGUCUCCUGGCUCUCUUCAGUCUCCCUGUCUGUUAGAAGCAGCAGAACCCAUGCUCCUUCCCACAUGCAAUGGAAACAUUGCCUAUGAGGGACCAGGAAAACAAGGGAAGGUCAAGGAAAGGAAAAAGGCAGCAUUUGACAUAGGCACAGGUUAGAGUAGAGUCUAGCAGGGUCUGGGGAUUUUGCUCACUGGGGGAGCACUUAUGCAGCACUUGGUACUAUGCACAAUCACUUAUAAUAGAGAUGAGCCCUAGAAUGAGAUAGUUGAUCAUGAUGGUACAUUCUUAUAAUCUUAUCACUCAGAAGACAAAGGCAGGGGGACCACCACAAGCUCAAGGCCAACCUGAGCUAUAUAGGAAGACUUUAACACCUUCAUCUUCUUGUGAACAACCAUUAGCCACAGCAAGUGAAUCUUCAUUGCAACCACAGACACUGUUGCCUUAUUGAAGGAAAACACUUGACUGCUGCAAACCUGAAAGCUUUGCCCUUCCAUAGCCCUUUCCCUGCUGUGGGGCUGAGCCUCCCAUCAUUCCCAGCACAGGAACUGAAAUUGCUUCUGUCUGAGAGUUGCCAUUGGACAAAACUUAUGGAGCCUAAACAGUCAGCCGUCAUCAAUGUUGCUUGAGUGUCUGACAAGUGAUGGCUGGCCUUUGCAGCAGAAGAACUACCCACUUCAGGGGUGCCUAUCAAGGGUUCAGAAUAAAGUGGAAGCACUCCCUCACUGGAGCUGGAGUUCUUGAGACUUCAGAACUUUUGUCUCUCUGCAAAAAGUAGGUCCAAAUGAAAGUUCUUAGCUACAGUCCAGGAAUGGUGGUACAUGCUUGUAAUAACAAGCAUUCAGAAGACUGAGGCAGGAGGAUUGCAAGUUAAAGACUAACCCUGAACUACAAAAUUAAGACCCUGAAUAAACUAUUCCUCAAUAUGUUGGCCCAGAAUGCAUUGUGUAGUCCAGGCUGGCUUCAGAUUCAUUGAAAUACUCCUGUCUCAGCCUCUUGACUGCUGGGUUUUCAGGCAUGAACUGGGUUUUCAUGCCUUGUUGAGAGAGUUUAUAAGAAAGCAAACUCUUCUCUGACCCAUGAACAAUGGGAAUGGUAAAACAUGAUAUCCAGAAGUGAUGGUUCUGGGUGAUGCUGGUUCUUAGUCUCUCAUCAAUAUAGCUGUCCUGGCUAGCACUCAGUACCUGAUACUUUCGCCUCCAUGCUCCACCUCACAAAAGCUUUCACUCUGCUCAUCCCUUCCAGGCAUCAUUUGGCUUGAUUUAACUCUGGGUCACCUUUUCCUGUGACCCCCCAAAACUGCUGAGCUCCAGACCCAUGCACGACUCUGGAGAAGACCAUCCGCAGGGAAUCAUGUGAUGAGGGAAUGCCAGUACAGAAGAUGACCCAGCAUGACUACUAACCUAUGACUCCUAACAGUAUGACAGAAAAUGGCCUUCCAGCCUGGGACAAACAGAAGCCCCGUCCAGACCGAGGCCAGGACUGGAAGCUGGUAGGAAUGUCUGAAGCCUGCCUGCACAGGAAGAGCCACGUGGAGAGGCGUGGUGCACUGAAGAAUGAGCAGACUUCCCCACACCUUAUCCAGGCCACUUGGACAAGCUCUAUAUUCCACCUGGAUCCUGACGAUGUGAACGAUCAGAGCAUCUCAAGUGCCCAGACUUUCCAGACUGAAGAGAAGAAAUGUAAAGGGUAUAUCCCCAGCUAUUUAGACAAAGAUGAGCUCUGUGUAGUGUGUGGGGACAAAGCCACAGGGUACCACUAUCGCUGCAUCACCUGUGAAGGCUGCAAGGGCUUCUUUAGAAGAACCAUUCAGAAAAGUCUCCAUCCAUCUUAUUCCUGUAAAUAUGAAGGAAAGUGCAUCAUAGACAAAGUCACCCGCAACCAGUGCCAGGAAUGUCGCUUUAAGAAAUGCAUCUAUGUUGGCAUGGCAACAGACUUGGUGCUGGAUGACAGCAAGAGGCUAGCCAAGCGGAAGCUUAUAGAGGAGAACCGUGAGAAGAGGCGGCGGGAAGAGCUACAGAAAUCAAUUGGGCACAAGCCAGAACCCACGGAUGAGGAGUGGGAGCUCAUCAAGACAGUCACUGAGGCCCACGUGGCCACCAAUGCCCAGGGCAGCCACUGGAAGCAGAAGCGGAAAUUCCUGCCAGAAGACAUUGGACAAGCACCCAUCGUGAAUGCCCCAGAAGGUGGCAAGGUUGACCUGGAAGCCUUCAGUCAUUUUACAAAAAUCAUCACACCAGCAAUUACCAGAGUGGUGGAUUUUGCCAAAAAGUUGCCCAUGUUUUGUGAGCUGCCAUGUGAAGACCAGAUCAUCCUCCUCAAAGGCUGCUGCAUGGAGAUCAUGUCCCUUCGAGCUGCUGUGCGCUAUGACCCAGACAGCGAGACUCUAACUUUGAAUGGGGAAAUGGCAGUGACACGAGGCCAGCUGAAAAAUGGGGGCCUUGGGGUGGUUUCAGAUGCCAUCUUUGACCUGGGCAUGUCUCUGUCAUCUUUCAACCUGGAUGACACUGAAGUCGCCCUGCUUCAGGCCGUCCUGCUAAUGUCUUCAGAUCGCCCAGGGCUAGCCUGUGUUGAGAGAAUAGAGAAAUACCAAGACAGUUUCCUGUUGGCCUUUGAACACUAUAUCAAUUACCGGAAGCACCAUGUGACACACUUUUGGCCCAAACUCCUGAUGAAGGUGACAGACCUGCGGAUGAUUGGAGCUUGCCAUGCCAGCCGCUUCCUCCACAUGAAGGUGGAGUGCCCCACUGAGCUCUUCCCGCCUCUGUUCUUAGAAGUAUUUGAGGACUAAAUUUACUGGACAAGUUCUUGUCAUUCCUGCAGCACGACUGGGUGUCAUUGCAUUCCACCUGUAGCAUUCUGUUGUUGUUUCUUCGUUUCUCUGUGUCAAGUGAGAUCAUCGAUGGUCAGCAGAUCACCAAUGGCAUAGACUUGGAUGAAAUUGUUCUUUGAAUGUGGGUCUUUGUAACCAUUGCAUUUUGUUCUCCAGUCCUUGGUGUGAAUGCUUUGAAGGGCUUACAGCAGUGCAGUCUGAGUGGGGUACAAUCAUUAUUUCACCAGCACGAAGUCAUCACCAGCUCCCAUCUGUCCCUGGGCAGACUCAAGCAAGCCAAACAGCAUUUCAGAAGACUAAAGAAGCCUUAAAACCGAGACCACAGUCAUCUUGAUCCAACAUGAUCCAUUCUGAUGUGUGCAAGGUGAAGCUGUAGAGCCCAGGCCGCCUCAGGGUGAGCAUGGCUUUUAUCACGGAAGGGGAGAAGGAGCAGUUUCUACUCAGGAGCUCAUCAUUGCCAGCACUCGUGUUCUCCAAGCAGCCUGACUUGGAAUGUGCAGGAAUAUCCAUACCAUAACAAAUCAACUUUCCUUUCCAUGGCCUUUUGUAACCUUAUGAUUUACUUCAAGUUGCACAAGAGUAUGACUUGACUGGUUUGAGGCCACAAAGAAAGUCUUUUUUUUUUUUUUUUUUUUUCAGUAUGCCCAUAGAGCUUGUAAAUCUUCAUCAAUGUUAAAGCAUACUUUCCAAAAUGCGUGUGGUGUUACCUCAAGCAGGAAGGCACCUUUCCACCUUAGAUUCACAAGCCACAAAGCUCGAAUCUGUUUACAUAGUGCAGUCCCUUUUCAAUGGCCUAUGAAGCAGUCCUCUGCCCAGCUUAGCUCACAAAGGUCUUAUCCAGGCUGUGUCUGUUGAGCUGAUGAUGUUCCCCUGUAGACUGAAUCUUCCAAUCAGGGAGACACAUGGGGAAAUUCCAGGCUUGUUUGGAAAAAUCCCUGGAAAAGAUCAGUACAGGAACAAUCAGAUUCAAAGGAAAAAAACUACUCAUGGUAUAGGCUGUCAGAUUAGAGGGAAUGCUCUCCCUGGAUCAGCAAGCGCUUUACUUAUUCACAAAUAUCUCCCAGUCCCAUCCCAUCGCUGUCUCCCAAUCUCACCCUUGUGGCUACCCACCUCCCUAGAUUCUGAGGCACUAAAUAGCUUCUCUCUCUCUCUCUCUCUCUCUCUCUCUCUCUCUCUCUCUCUCUCUCUCUCUCUCUCCUAAAUCUUCUGUAGCUUACACACCAUUACCCUGGCAAAUACUCCUCAUAAAAUACAGCAGACCAUUCAUACCUGCUACCCAACUUAUCCCCAAUGACCAAGUAGAGUAGAUGUUUCUAAGCAACAAGUAGUGACAACUUACCCAAAAAUGGGCAAAGACUGUACACAUACAACUGAAUGUACUGACUCUUCACUGACUUCGCAGAUGUAAAAUAUUCUUUGCCUGCCUUUCACUGCCUUAGCCUGGAAAUGCUGGGAAAAAAAACAAGCCAUAUCAGCAAGAAUUACCUAAAAGCAAAGGAAGUCACUGUGAAAAGCAAGGAAACUCAAUUCUUUCCACUAGGCUUGGUGGGGCAUCUUUGGAUCUUUGGCCUCGCUGGAAGUCGGGCUGCCUGAGUUCUACUUUGUACUCUGCAGCCUGGGUAAUUUAGGACCUUACAAUUUCAGUUUUCUUACCUCCUGGGAAAUGAGUUGAACUCCAAAAAUCCUUCUUCUCUUCCCUAUUGUUUGACUUCCAGGAAAGAGAGGGGAUGUCUUUGAAAGAUCCUUUUGUAUUCAAAUUUGUAGCUUCAAAAAGGAAUGUAUUUGGGCAAUCAAUUUGAGUGAGAAUGAGAAUUUGAUUCAGAGGAAGGCAGAAUGGCCUUAGAGGCAUAAAACUUAGAGGCACAGCACUGAAAGUCCCAAGAGACUGGGAAUAACCAAGGAAGCAGGAAUGGUUUGUCACUAAAGGAUUUAGCCUGACUUCCCAGAUAAAACAUCGCUGAAGAGAUUAAAUAGAAGGAAGAAGCCCCAUUAGAUUCAUGUUCAAACAUGUCAGAGGUAGCCUGUACCUGGCCUCCUGCUUCAGGAACUUCAUUAAACAUGUGAUCCCUAUGUCAGCUCUUCUGGAAGACCUUCAUCCAAACAAUAAAAACUUUGCUGUAAGACCAAUUCUCCUUCCAAAGGGAGAGGGGGAGGCAGGGAGGCGAGUCCUGCACAGGCAUACAAACUUCUGGAACACCAGAAUUUCUAAGGAAGUUUCCUGAUUCUGACAGUUUUCAAAGGGAAUCAGAAACCCUGGCACUAGUGCAGGGUUUGACCCAGAAUCAUUCAGAGUGCUGUAAGGAUUAAGCAUUGGGCACUAGCCCAGUCUUCACAACCCAGCCAGCCACAGCAAAGUGACCCUCCCUCUACAGAGGCCCACCUUUCAGGGACAGACCCAGCUCUGGCAAUCAUGUUUAGGGUUGAAUACUCCACAAGCCAUGCGAGCUUCACUCUUCUGGUGGGAAGGAACCAGAAUGAUAGUAGGUCAGGACAGCCAAAGACACGCUUUUGAGAAAUUCAUUUUAUGAAACUAGAUUGUAAGGGAUUUCCUCUCAAAUUUUUUUCUUCUCUUUUAAAAAAUCAUUCUCUUCUAAUCUUGUCCAGACUUUCAAAUCAAGUGUGGACAUGGUGGCAGGAACCUUUACACCUGCUCCACUGUGGGGAGAUAUUCCAGUCAAGAAAACACACUCAUCCUGCUGGGAUGCUCACUGACAAAUGGAAUUUAUGGACAAGAAGGCUGUGCACAUGCAGCAAAAAUGUGCAUGUGUACACAUGUGCGUAUAUCUGUUCAUUGCCUCAAGUGUACUUCGCACUUCAGUUUAAAUGUGCAGAACUUCCAGAAACUGGAAGGAAAAAAAAAAAAAAAACUUCUUCAUGAUUCUGCUGAAAACACCACGUGCUGCCUCUGAGCUUUUUCUAGUCCCUUGAGCCUCAGUCCUCAGUGAUGCGCUUAUGUGAUGAAGCCUCAGCCCAGCGCAUCCCCUGCCUCUUUCCCAGUUCAAUCUUGGGGAGGGUCCUUCUCACAGUGACCUGCAGGCUGGCCCUGCCACCUUGGCCUCCUCACACUCAGUUCUCCCCAAGCCAGCAUCCCGACCUGCUGAGCCUCUUCAGAGCAUGUCAUUGUCAGUAAGACCUCUUCAUUCUGUGGAACUCAAGCCUAUCCAUGUCAUAUUGACCUUUUGCUGCAUGAGUCAUAAAUUAUCAAAUCAGUCUUACGGUUUUUGAGAUGUAGCCAGUGUUUUAUAAGGCUAAACCUUUCUCAUGAACUUAAUUUAAGUGAAUAACCAAACUACCGGUCCUUCUCCAAUGAGAGAUGACAGACAAUUGAAUCUCUGCCCUUUGCAGUGGCGAUGGCAUCAGGUCCUAAAAUAAGCUUAUAAUUUUCCUGUUAUUUUAAUAAUAUGGAAAUAUUAAAAUAAUGUUUCUUUUGAUAGUGAUAGACUGAUCCAUAUUUAAAUUUUAUAGAGAAGAAAUUUUAUUGUACUGUGAUAUAGAUAUUUAUUAUCCAGGUAAGGACUUGCCCGGUGUGUAUUUUUUACAAUUGAAACAUUUUACUUUAAUCUCUAAAAGAAAAAAGACUAUAAAACAUAUACAUAUUAAAAAAAGGCUAGGGAGAAAAAAGGUUUGGCUUUAUCAAAGAAUUUUUACUGUGUUGUAUACAUGUUUGCAAAUGAAAAAUUUACACAUUUUUAGUGUUUCCACAUUAAUUAGUGCCGCCUUCAAGAGCAAUAUUGUGCAGUAAACACUGUUUGUGGCUUUCUGUUGCCCAGCUCAAACUGACCCCAUCUUAUGCACAAGACAAUCAGAUGUUACGUCUUUCCUCUGAGGACAUAGACAAUACUCAACAGAGCACAAUGUGAAACAAAGAACAAGAUUGUAGGCAUGGGCUGUGCUGCUGAUGGAGAUGAUCAGGGUGCAUGCGCACUCACAUGGCCUUGUACCACUGCCUCCUUUUGGUUGUUCUUUGUGACGUUGGUAUCUUUCUCUUGACAUCAAAUAGCCAAAGUAGUUCUCCAUGUUUUCUUCAGAAAAGACCAUUCUUUUUCCCAUAAUGUGUUCAUGCCCUGAGAAUCAGAAAAAUGAAAACAAAAACAAAAAAAGAUACGGAUGGAAUAGAGAGGUUUAUAGUCAGUGGAAGAUUGGUAUUUUGCAAACAGUGUUAAGUGAUAUUGCUAUUGCUAGAUUGGUAAUUUUUUUUCAGCCUAAAAUCGUUGAAAUCUGUGAUCAAAUGUUUUAAACUAUCCAGAAAGAAAAUUUGUAUAUUUGGGAAAAUGGAUUUUUACAUAGCUUUUGUAUGCGGAUAUUAAAUUGUAAUUAUGAAUAUAGUGGACAUAGGUACUCAUAAGCUUAAAUUCUAAAAAAGAAAAAGCUUACAAUAGAUAUAUUUGCCUGUCUCUUUCUUUAAAUAUUUCUGGAUAUAAGGGGCUGCCUCCCACCUCAACACUGAGGCAGGGAAGGAAUUACAAAUACAAGGCACAUCUACUAAGAUGAACGAGUUCAACUUUGGGGAGCAUAUGGAAAGAAGGGAGAAACACAGACAGACAAACUGACUGACAAACAGACGUCAUCAAAACAUCCAACAGAAAUCUAAGGCAACUCCACUAAAGUAGGGUGUUGGGGUUCUCAAGAAAAGAGAACACAGAACUUGGAGCAGAGGGGAGUGUCCCUUAGGAUAAGAACAAUUAGCGUCAUAAAGAUUACAUCGUCAAAUCAGGGCUUGCCUACCAGAAAAACCAAUGGGGAAAGUUGAGGCAGUCAACUAGAGUUUUUGGGAGUUCUCUUCAAGGCUGAACUCCCAACAGGUGAGCUCCUGUCAGGGGAUAAGUAGCUAAGUCCUUUGAUCUUGAAAAGAUACCAUGAUUUAUCUCUCAGCUAUGCGUAAGGACACAGGAUUUACUUUAACAAUUCACUCUCCUGUUCUCUAGGACAUGAUAUUUUCAUUCGUAGGCUAUUUUGCAAUCAUUGUCACAGAGUUGGGGGUAGGAGGUGGAAAGGGAGGGUGGGCAGACCAACCCCAGACAAGAAACCUUGGAGGACACUUUGAUUUAAGCAUGCUUGGGCCUGAAAGGAGGGGUUACCCCGCAGAAGAGAGAGCCAAUCAAAGGUCAUUUUCCCUGAAUAUUUGUAUCACACUUCAUAGGAAUCAAUGGAAAUCUUCUCCCAUGUGAAACUUCACUUAAUCCAAGGACUUUGGGUGAUGAAGAGCACAAUAAAAUGAAGGAUGUUUUCUUCUCUCAGGCUGCUAACAACCAUUUCCUUUGCAUUUUCUUGCAUACAAUGAGUUGCCCUGAGGAAGGCAGAUGUGUGUAGAAAAGGAAAAAACUUCAAAACAGACUUAGGAUAAAGUAGUCUGUUCUAGUGCUCUUGGAUGGAGUGAGAUAAGAACCACUCUCAGUCUGACUCCAAGUGAUACAGAUGCUGAGUGCCUUCCUCACACCAGAUGCACGCAAUCCUGUGUGUUCUAGGGGCUUGUGACUCAGUGGCUAUUCUGAGCUCAGAAGAGAUGGCGGGUUUGUUUUUGACAGGACUUUUGUAAUAAUGACACAUCCAACAUGGAUGCCUGCAUCCCCUGAGAGACAUUUACUGGUAAGUGAGCUACUAAUCAGACUUUCCAGGAAGUUCGGAUCUCCCUGCAUGUUAACAUCACUCACUAGUCACUGGGUACUUGAGAGUCCCAAUGGCUCCCAGCCCCAGAUCUUCAGUGUGAUGUUAGGUUAUGUGAUUCUGGCCAGCCUUGUAUGAACAUUACUCUGUCCUAGGAAUCUUGCUUCACCCUUCAUUCUACCUCAAUUUCUCCAAAGCACAUGAGAGAACAUGAGGUUUCUGAUGACAGGAUAAUGCAAUCCACUGUGGUGAUGCUCACUGCUUACCAUCCAAAACUGUUCACCCACCCCACUGCAAAAAACCCACAUCCACCAAAAGAAAGGCUACCUCAACCCUCAAUAGACUAGAUCCACUGCAAAUGUACUCACGAGGCUUAAUAUGAGUGGUGAUUUCUCCUGGUGGCAUUUAUGUAUUGUCCCAAUGGCUUCUAGAGGGCUAACCCAAAGGUAUUUUUGUCCUUUUGCUUGAGACAGUCUCACUGUAUAGCACAAGCUGGCUAACCUUGAAUUCACAGAAAACUGACAUCCUCUCCCCCCAACUGCUGGUAUUAAAGGCAUAUACCACCACACACUAAGGUAUUUUGUCUUGUAAGCUCUUGGGAGUCAAAUUUAGGAAAAGCUAUGUUGUAUGAUAGAAUGAGAAUUUAUAGCAGUGGGAGUUGGGCAUCCUGAAAGGGGGAGCUGAGAAAAUACGAAGAUGGAAGUAUUUGCCUUCUAAGAGGAAACAACAUGCUAUACCACUCUCAACUUUAUCAACUUUAAAUAAUAAAAUUAUUGGCAAAUGAA